Melospiza georgiana is the source of this 746-nucleotide messenger RNA. It is a transcript of the gene RGS18, whose product is annotated as regulator of G protein signaling 18. Lineage: Eukaryota; Metazoa; Chordata; Aves; Passeriformes; Passerellidae. The transcript has 5 exons. The record is from RefSeq and is a predicted model, not a curated record. Bases 39 to 746 code for a protein of 235 amino acids.
AGCAAAGGGAACCCAGCUGGAAGCUUCUCUAGAGGAAGAUGGAGAACCCGCUUCUUUUAUUCCCCCAACUCAACAUUUCUGCUUCAAAGGAUAAACCCUAUUACAAAGUCAUGAAACCAGCGAUUAAGGAAGAGCCAAACAAGGCAAGCAAGCCUGGAGCUAAGCAGAAGAGAAAUAGGCUGAGCCUGCUCCUGCAGAAACCUGAGUUCCAUGAAAGUGAUCACCUUGGCAAACCUGGAAACUUGACAAAAGCAGCAAGCAGUGUGUCUCCUGAAGAAGCAGUGAAAUGGGGAGAGUCUUUUGACAAACUACUUUCUGAGAAAGCUGGGCUGGAUGCCUUCACAAAGUUUCUGAAAACUGAGUUCAGUGAGGAGAACAUCGAAUUCUGGAUAGCCUGUGAGGAUUACAAGAAAAGCAAAAGCGCACAUGAUCUUCUGCCAAAAGCCAAGACCAUUUUUGAAACAUUCAUACAGAAAGAUGCUCCAAAAGAGGUGAAUCUGGACUUUCACACCAAGGAAGCCACAAGCCAGAGCAUGGGGCAGCCCCUGCGCAGCACCUUCGACGCGGCGCAGAGCACGGUGUACCGGCUGAUGGAGCAGGACAGCUACCCGCGCUUCCUGCGCUCCGCCGCCUACCGGGGCCUGCUGCAGGGCCGGCCCGCGGCCCGCGCCCCGCUCCGCCGCCGCUCCCGCUCCUUCACCGUCAGCGACUUCCAGGGCGUGCGGCCGGACCUCACCCUGUGGUGA